ACAGUGGAUGUUGAGAUUUGUCUUCUACUUGAGCUCUGGAAAGAAUGUAAUGUAAUGUAAUCUGAGGUGGUUUCUGAGGCUGGUAACUCUGAUGUAUUUAUCCUCUGCAACAGUGGUAACUCUUGCUCUUCCUUUCCCGGGGGGGUCAUGAGAGCCAGUUUCAUAUAGUGUUCGAUGGUUUUUGCGACAGCAAAGUUCAAAGUUCUUGAAAUGUUACAGAUUGACUGACCUUAAUUUCUAGGAGGGUAAUGAUGAACGGUCGUUUCUCUUGACUGAGUUGAGUGGUCUUGCCAUAUUAUGGAUUACAACAGUAGUCAAAUAGGGCUCUCCACUGUGCACUAACCCAACCUCUGCACAACACAACUGAUGGUCUCAAGCACAUUAAGAAGGCAAGUAAUUCCACAAAUUGACUCUUGACAAGGCACACGUGUUAAUUGAAAACCAUUCCAGGUGACAACCUCAUGAAGCUGACUGAGAGAAGCCAAGAGUUUGCAAAGCUGUCAUCAAGGCAAAAGGGGGCUACUUUGAAGAAUAUCAAAUAUAAAUCAUAUUCUGGAUUGUUUAACACUUUUUUGUUUACUAUCACAUCUUUCAUAGUUUUGAUGUCUUCGGUAUUAAUUAAUGUAAAAACGAAUUGGUGUGAGAAGGUGUAUCUUUUGACUGGUACUGUAAACCUAUACAGUAGUAUAAAACUACAGGAAAGGGAAAACACCCAAAGCAGAAUAGUGCCCCCUUACCUAAUAUUGUGGGUUUUACAAAUGAAAUGUGAAAUUCAAUAUUAUCAUUAUUUUAAAAACUAACUCACAUAUUAUUCAAAAUGUGUAUGUGCUUGUCACUUUCUGUGUCUACUGUUUACAUUUUAUUAAAUGCCGGAGAUAUAGUAACAUGUUUUGUACUGAAUAUGUAACGUUUAAAAAAAUUUAAAAAAGUAUUUGGGUAAGAAUGGUCAUGCAUCUACAUUGAAAUGUACAAGCACACACACUGUACUGUAGUAACAUUUUCAAUUAUUUAUGCACUGUCGUAGAUAGAAUCAAAGAAGAUGACUUUUGAAAUACAAAGGCAAAAUUAAAACGUUUUUGAAAAGGCAGUAUAUUAUUUAUCCAGUAGUAGGCGGUAAUGCAAUGCUCGGAUGCCUCUAAAAAUCCCAAAAGAAGAAGAAGAAGGAAAUGGAUGCAGCCAAUGGCUAGGUUCGGGAGAAAAGGGCGGAGGUUUAAAUCUCUGAGUUCAGGACCAUGAUAGGCAGUGGUCGUUUGGCAGGAGACUACGUGCAUCGGUGAUUGUAUUGUGCAUCAAGGGUUUAAAAAUGGGGAAAACGAAAAACUUCGUAGCAAAACUGAAGAAACAAGCACGAAAAGCACGCUGGGAGUUAAAAUAUGAAGACGUGUGCUCUGAGGAACCUGAGCCCAAUAAAAGAUUCUUCACGAGGGCUGUGGUCAAUGGUCAAUCCUUUUCCAUUUGUGUGGGAAAUAACCCAAUGGAAGCCAAGCAGAAUGUAGCUAAAAGUGCCCUGAGAGGUUUGAGAGAGAAGGAGAAUCCCAAAUCAGUGACAGAAAAAGCUGCAAAAGUUCCUCAGAAAACGGCCACUAAAGUUUUAGGCGUGCUAAAUGAAAAUGUUCCGAAGGACAGGGUGAAUAGAAAAGCUGGGCAAUCAACCAGACGGGAACCACAUGAUGCUCCCCAAUGCUCUAGCUUUGUGGUUGGUGAUAAGGAGCAUCCAGCUGUUCCUGGAAAACCAAUGAAGGAAGCUAAGGAGGAAGCAGCCAAGUUGGAAAGAUAUGCAACCUUUUUCAGUAGAACUACAGAGAUCUCCUCCGGGAAUGAUGACGUUGCUGCAGCCAGACCACCAACUACACUGGACUCCUGUGAUGCAAAAUCAAAAAGCGUGCCAAUGAUUGACUUCACCAAUUCAUCAAGACCUACCGAGGAUGAGGAACAAGAUCCUGUUGUGAGGCCCAAAACACGGUUUACAUCAGACUUUGACUGCAUAGAGAAUAUGGGCGAAGGAACCUAUGGUCAAGUUUUUAAGGCAAUAGAAAAACUGACUGGGAAGAAUCAUGCAAUAAAAAUUGUACAAUGUGGAGAUAUUGAAAAAGCUCUGCCAGAGGUGAAGACAUUGAUAAAACUCCAUCACGAUAACAUUGUGCGAUACUUCACCUGUUGGUUGGAGGAUUCAGGAUACAGUCCAGAUGAGAGUGGCAGCUCUACACAGUGUUCUAUCAAUCCAUCGAUAAGGUACUUAUAUAUUCAGCUGGAGUUGUGUGAUUACACACUCAGAGUGUGGAUAGACGAGAAGAAUGAGGAGAAAUCUCUGCGAGACUCCAAGAGAAGAGAAGAGGCUCUAACUAAGUUUCAGCAAAUAGUCAGAGGAGUCGAGUACAUUCACUCUAAGAUGCUCAUCCACAGGGACCUGAAGCCUGCCAACAUCAUGAUUGGGCAAGAUGGACAAGUGAAGAUCGUAGACUUUGGUAUGGUCACAUAUGACAACGAUGCUGAGAACCUGAGGAAGAGAUUGAUGUACAAAGGAACUCGUUCAUACAUGGCUCCUGAGCAGAAACGGCAAAAGACUUAUGACCGAAAAGUUGAUAUCUUUCCUUUGGGGUUGAUAUACUUUGAACUCCUCUGGAAAAUGCCCACGGGUCAUGAAAGGGCCGUGGUUCUGACCGACCUCAGAGAGCAGACAUUUCCCAAAGAGUUUCAACACAAUUUCUACCAUGAGUACUUAGUAAUAAAGCCAAUGCUGUGUGAGAAGCCAGAACAGCGACCUGAAGCAAGUCAGCUCGACGCAGACUUGAAAGAGAUCUCCGAUAGCUUAGACAUUGAAGAAAUGCAACGUUGUGGAAGCAGGAGUAUCUGAUCCUAUGAUCCUGUUGCCACACUGCCUCCCUAACUUCCAGAAUGACACCUCCCCCCCCCCCCCCCCCCCCCCC
Molecule: messenger RNA, 2927 nt
Organism: Gymnodraco acuticeps
Lineage: Eukaryota; Metazoa; Chordata; Actinopteri; Perciformes; Bathydraconidae
Product: interferon-induced, double-stranded RNA-activated protein kinase-like
Exons: 14
Coding region: 1304-2854 (516 amino acids)
Biological process (GO): protein phosphorylation
Molecular function (GO): protein kinase activity; ATP binding
Source: RefSeq, a predicted model, not a curated record